AUGAAGGGUGAUCGUUCGAGACAAAACAUGGCUUUGACAAAGAAGGCAAAGUUAAAAAAAAAUGACGAGCCAAAAAAGGUCCUGAAGGCUGCCGCGACCGAAAAAGGUGAGGGAUCCAAGCGCUAUUCCUUGUGGAAUUUCUGGAUAAGCACAUUAUUUUUAAAGUUGCUGUUGAUUCCUGACUAUUUUAGUACCGAUUUUGACGUUCAUAGGAAUUGGCUGGCAAUCACUAAUAAACUGCCCAUCAGUGAAUGGUAUUACGAGCAUACCAGUCAAUGGACGUUGGAUUAUCCGCCAUUCUUUGCCUAUUUUGAAUGGUUUUUAUCUCAAUUUGUUCCUAAAGUUGUUCGCGAUGACGGUUGUUUGGAUAUAGUAGAGGUCGGAAAGUUUGGUUUGCCAACAAUCGUUUUCCAAAGACUUACUGUCAUCUUCAGUGAAAUUCUUCUAUAUGUUGUCCUCCAAGUAUACAUUAAUACAACAAAACUAAGUGAAAGAUCUCAAAGUUUUGUGGUUGCUUCUAGCAUUGUAUUAUCGCCUGGGUUUUUAAUAAUAGAUCACAUUCACUUCCAAUAUAAUGGUUUUCUUUUUGCCAUCCUAAUUGGCUCCAUUGUCGCCGCCAAAAAUAAGAGAUAUAUUUUGUGUGCCUUUCUGUAUACCACUGCUAUAUGUUUCAAGCACAUAUUUUUAUAUUUAGCGCCAUGUUAUUUUGUGUUUUUAUUGAGAGCAUACGUCCUUAACGUCAACAACUUCCAGUUUAAAAGUUACAAAGAUUUUUUGUUUUUGAUAAGAUGGGCGAAUCUUUUGAAGUUAGGCAGCGUUGUCGUUGGAAUUUUCACUAUUUGUUUCCUACCGUUUGCUCAUCAGAUGCCCCAAGUGCUGAGCAGACUAUUCCCAUUUUCAAGAGGACUAACGCAUGCAUAUUGGGCACCAAACUUCUGGGCGUUGUAUUCUUUUGUGGAUAAGAUACUUACUACGAUAAUGUUAAGAUUACCAUAUGUCCACACUUUUGCUACAAAGUUCAUUAAACCGCCCCUGAUCCCUCAAAAUAUCAAGGAAAUCAAUGAACGGCUCGCGGCAAACAACAACGGAAGUAAAGGUCUAGUUGAAGACGUAUUUUUUGUCAUUCUCCCUCAAAUUCUGCCAAAAUUAACGUUUAUUUUGACGAUAUUUUACCAGGUUUUAGCAGUACUUCCUCUUUUGUUUGAUCCGUCGUUCAAAAGGUUCGUUGGCUCGUUAACUCUUUGUGGAUUGGCUUCGUUUUUAUUCGGAUGGCACGUACAUGAAAAGGCUAUAAUGUUAGUCAUCGUUCCAUUCACAUUUCUUGUUGGAUUUGAUCGCCGUCUUUUGGUGCCGUUUAUGCUUGUUGCCUCAGCUGGUUAUGUUUCCUUAUACCCUCUCCUGUACAAAGGUCAAGAUUUUUUCAUUAAAACGCUAUACACUUAUGUUUGGUGUAUAAUUUAUUUUGCCGCUUUUAGGAAAACUACGAAGAUUUCUUCAAGUGUGGAAAGAAGGAUUUUUUUCUUGGAUAGGUUGGCAUUAACAUACAUCUUUUCUUUGUUGCCAAUGGUAACCGUAUUACAAAUCUUAGAUGAAGUCAAGUGGAGGUAUUCAUUUUUGCAAAAAUUUGAUUUCCUAGGGCUAAUGAUAUAUAGUGUCUAUUGUUCAUUAGGCAUAAUCAGCUCGUGGUUUGCCUUAUCGUGGUUAUAUAAUUUUGACGAGUUACUGUGGCAGUGA
Messenger RNA from Saccharomyces paradoxus, 1734 nucleotides. RefSeq names its product dolichyl-P-Glc:Glc1Man(9)GlcNAc(2)-PP-dolichol alpha-1,3-glucosyltransferase (gene ALG8). The transcript has a single exon. The coding region runs from base 1 to 1734 and encodes 577 amino acids. The record is from RefSeq and is a predicted model, not a curated record. Gene Ontology annotation, biological process: protein N-linked glycosylation. Gene Ontology annotation, molecular function: dolichyl pyrophosphate Glc1Man9GlcNAc2 alpha-1,3-glucosyltransferase activity. NCBI's taxonomy places the organism in Eukaryota, Fungi, Ascomycota, Saccharomycetes, Saccharomycetales, Saccharomycetaceae. Gene Ontology annotation, cellular component: endoplasmic reticulum membrane.